Messenger RNA from Erythranthe guttata (spotted monkey flower), 2350 nucleotides. It is a transcript of the gene PGSIP3, whose product is annotated as plant glycogenin-like starch initiation protein 3. Gene Ontology annotation, molecular function: glycosyltransferase activity. The record is from RefSeq and is a predicted model, not a curated record. NCBI's taxonomy places the organism in Eukaryota, Viridiplantae, Streptophyta, Magnoliopsida, Lamiales, Phrymaceae.
GCCUAAAUCUUAAAUAGUAAUAAAAUAGACUUGUAUUUAAUUUUAUUGCAUAUGUUUCUACAUUGACCAAAAUAAUAAUAAAUAAAUAAAAACACAAUUAAAGAAUGACAAGAAGAUCCCCCUCCCCAUCUGAUUAAUUACAUCAUUAAACAAUUCAAUUUAAAAAAAAAAAAAAAAAAAAAAAAAAGAGGGAAUUUGUAGCUUCAAGUAAUGAUCAAAAUGGGGCAAAGUGCACUUUCUGGAUUACAUAUUUUCUUGAAAACUGCAUUAGCUGCACCAAACAAUUAAUAUUCCAUUAUCUUUGGUGACCUAUUUCUCUCCAAGGCAAGAAAAUUUCCAAAACAAACCAACACGUGGAGCUCAUUCAUUGGUUUCACAUACUUCUAUCAUAAAAUUCCCUCUUGUCCAAAAUCCUCAAAACCAAACCUUCUAAAACAAACAAUGAUUCAAUGAUCAUUUGUACAACAUUGUUUUUUUUUUGGGGGGUGUGGGGAAAGAAAAACAAACCUUAGUCAUUAGCCUCUCACACACACACACACACUAUUUUUGUAGUUUCCACACAUAGUUAUGGUGUUGAAGAAGAUGAUGAAGUCCACUUCUUCAAAAGCUAUGAUCAUAAGAAUCAACCUAGUUUUCUUGGCAUUCUUCUUGCUUCUAUACAUAAUCCUUCUACUCUGCCCUUCCGCCUCCGAUUACCACCAUCGAGCGGCAUCCCUCGUUCGAUGCUCGUUUCUCGAUUGCCAUCAUAAGAUGGAGAAAAAUGGGAUAAUGAAGAACCAAUUAAAGCCUAGGAGGGAGUUGAUCAAGAGAGAGAAACCGAGUUUUUUGAGCGGCAUCGGGAGAGGAAUGAGGAUAGGAACGGUGAACAUGGAAGACGAAGACGUUUCCGAUUGGACGGAGCACGGAAAGAUCUUUCCUAUAUCGUUCGAUAGAGUCUCCGAGUUUUUUGAGUGGAAGGCCCUUUUUCCGGAAUGGAUAGAUGAAGAAGAAGAGUACUCGGGUUCGUCUUGCCCCGAGAUUCCAAUGCCCGAUUGGGACAGGUACAACGGGCAGAUGGACAUGAUUGUGGCCAAAUUGCCAUGCAAGAAACCGGAGCAAGGGUGGAAUAGGGAUGUGUUUAGGCUGCAAGUGCAUCUCGUGGCGGCAAAUGCGGCGGUGGUGAGGGGGAGACGGGAUUGGAGUGGGAGGAUCAAGGUGGUUUUCGUGAGCAAAUGUAUGCCGAUGCCGGAGUUAUUCCGGUGUGAUGAUUUGGUUACGAGAGAAGGGGAAUGGUUGUACUAUAGGCCGGAAAUUGGGAGGCUCCACCAUAAAGUUUCCUUGCCGGUUGGUUCUUGCGAUUUGGCUUUACCUCUAUGGGAUAAAGGAACGAACGAAGUGUACGAUUUAUCCAAAAUCGAAGCCGCGACCGAAAGACCGCAAAAGCGAGAAGCCUACGCGACGGUCCUCCACUCGUCGGAAUCCUACGUCUGCGGCGCAGUAACCCUAGCACAAACACUACUCCGAACCGGGACCCGCCGCGACCUAAUCCUCCUCCUCGACACCUCCAUUUCCGAACCCAAGCGACGCUCCCUCGUCCGGGCCGGGUGGACCCUCCGGUUCAUCGAGCGCAUCCGCAACCCGCGGGCCGAGAAGAACUCCUACAACGAGUACAACUACAGCAAGCUCCGCCUCUGGCAGCUCACCGACUACGACAAGGUGGUGUUCGUCGACUCGGACAUCAUCGUCCUCCGCCGCCUCGACGUCCUCUUCCACUUCCCGGAGAUGACCGCCGCGGGAAACGACGGCUCCAUCUUCAACUCCGGCGUGAUGGUGGUGGAGCCCUCGGGCUGCACGUUCCGCGCGCUCAUGUCCCGGAGGGCGGACAUCGUCUCCUACAACGGCGGCGACCAGGGCUUCCUGAACGAGGUGUUCGUGUGGUGGCACCGCCUGCCGCGGCGGGUCAACUUCCUGAAGAACUUCUGGUCGAACUCGUCGGCGGAGGCGGGGUUCAAGAACCACCUGUUCGGGUCGGACCCGCCGGAGCUGUACUCGGUGCAUUAUCUCGGGCUGAAGCCGUGGCUGUGCUACAGGGACUACGACUGCAACUGGGAUGUACCGGAUCAGCGCGUGUACGCAAGCGAGGAGGCCCACGCGCGGUGGUGGCGCGUGCACGACGCCAUGGAAGAAGGGCUGAGGAAGGUGUGUGGGCUGUCGGAGGAGAGGAAGAUCGAGCUUGAAUGGGAUAGGAAGAUGGCGAGGGAAAUGGGGUCCACCGAUCGCCAUUGCUGGAUCAAUGUUACUGAUCCAAGAAAAUUUAAUUGAUUUUUUUGAUGAUUUUUUUUCUUUCCCUAAAGGCUAUUUCUUCUUCUUC